Molecule: messenger RNA, 6498 nt
Organism: Eleginops maclovinus (Patagonian blennie)
Lineage: Eukaryota; Metazoa; Chordata; Actinopteri; Perciformes; Eleginopidae
Gene: cnot3b
Product: CCR4-NOT transcription complex, subunit 3b
Exons: 20
Coding region: 221-3097 (958 amino acids)
Biological process (GO): regulation of DNA-templated transcription; nuclear-transcribed mRNA poly(A) tail shortening; regulation of stem cell population maintenance
Cellular component (GO): P-body; nucleus; CCR4-NOT core complex
Source: RefSeq, a predicted model, not a curated record
UACUCCUAUCCAACAGGGCAUCGGAGGAGGAGGUGUUCCUGGUAGCCAUCUUGGAUGUGCGGAGUGAUUGUUUAGCGAGAAGAUUUUUUUUUAAUUUAGAAAAAUAGCCUUUAUACUGAAACGUGGUAGAUUUAACGUAGUUGGACAACGGAGGAAAGAAAUCGUAACUCGGGAAAAUCCAGUAAAAGAAGGCAUGAAGACAUCAUCCUAGUCAUCAGUCAUGGCCGAUAAAAGGAAACUACAAGGUGAAAUAGAUCGAUGUCUGAAAAAAGUAGCGGAAGGAGUCGAACAGUUUGAAGACAUUUGGCAAAAGGGCAAGAUUUGGAGAAGUGAAGGACAUCUAUCCAAACUUCACAAUGCAGCGAACGCAAAUCAGAAGGAGAAAUAUGAAGCAGACCUCAAGAAAGAGAUUAAAAAGCUACAGCGUCUCCGAGACCAGAUCAAGACGUGGGUGGCAUCCAACGAGAUCAAAGACAAAAGGCAGCUAGUAGAGAACCGCAAACUCAUAGAAACGCAAAUGGAGCGGUUCAAGAUAGUGGAGAGAGAAACCAAGACGAAGGCGUACUCUAAAGAAGGGCUAGGUCUGGCCCAGAAGGUGGACCCGGCCCAGAAAGAGAAGGAGGAGGUCGGCACGUGGCUAACGAAUACGAUAGACACGUUGAACAUGCAGGUGGACCAGUUUGAGAGCGAGGUGGAGUCCCUCUCAGUCCAGACGAGGAAAAAGAAAGGAGACAAAGAGAAUCAGGACCGGAUUGAGGAGCUGAAGAAGUUCAUUGAAAAGCAUCGCCACCACAUCCGGAUGCUGGAGACCAUACUGAGGAUGCUGGACAACGACUCAGUGCAGGUGGACUCCGUCAGGAAGAUCAAGGAUGAUGUGGAGUAUUACCUAGACUCAUCGCAGGAUCCGGACUUCGAGGAGAACGAGUUUCUCUACGACGACCUGGACCUGGACGAGCUCACUCAGACGCUGGUCGCCACCUCCCCACCCGGACAACUGGAGGAUGAGAUCUUCCAGCACUCCAGCAGCACCCCAACCUCCACCACCUCCUCCUCACCCAUCCCCCCCUCGCCUGCCACUUGCACUACGGAGAACUCUGAAGAUGACAAGAAGAGGGGACGCUCAACAGACAGUGAAGUCGGUCAGUCACCUGUGAAGAACGGAAACCCAUCUUCAUUAUCCUCUUCCUCCUCCUCCUCCUCUUCUUCCUCCUCCUCUUCCUGCUGCUCUUCUUCGUCCGUCUCUGGACUGACCUCGUCCUCGCUUGUCUCCAUGGCGCCCAUCAUGGGGGGAGGACCCGGGGCCAACAGUCACCUGGGUAGCUUGGGGGGCCUCCUCUCCAACACGUCGGCCGGCAGCUACAGCAACGCCACCCAGCAGCCGCCGCACCCGUCGGCACAGCAACAGCAGGCCAAGAGCUUAGUGAGCUCCGCCCCCUCAGCUCCCAUCUCCAUCCCCAUCAGCUCCACCAACAGCCACAUGGCCUCCUCCGCCUCUUCUCCCCCCAACGCCAUCACACAGGGGCUCUUCACUUCCAGCUCCCAGGCCCAGUCUAUGUCGGGGCCCACCUCCACCUCCAACAGCCUGGGCCUCAGCCUGGGCCUCUCGCUGGGGAAAGGCGGCAUGUCCAUCCCCACCAGCUCCAUGUCUGGGAGCCUUGGCCUGUCAGGGAUGCAGGCGUCCCUGAGCAACAUGGCGAGCCUCCUGUCCGGCUCCACCCCCGCCCCUUACGCUCAGGCAGCCUCUUCAGGGGCCAUAGGCUCCGGCCUGCCCGGCUCUCUGGGCGGCAUCGGCAUCAGCCCCUCCACCUCCAACAGCGCAGUGGGCUCCAUCGGCAGCGGCAGCAUCACGGUCGGCGGGCCGACGUCUUCAUCGGGGGGGCUGCUGGGCCCAGCGCCGGGGCUGAGUGGCAUCAGCUCCAGUAUUCUGGGUCUGGGCUCCCAGUCGGGGAUGCAGGGGUCCUCCCUCAUGUCGCUGAGCCCGGUCGGAGGGUUGGCGCCGGGAAGCGGAGUCGGAGUCAUUGGGAGCAACGGAGGCAGCUCGGGAUCAGCAGGGAGUGGAGUGGUGGGGGGGAACAUGUCGCUCUCCGGCAGACCGCCCAGCCAACAGAAGCAGAACGGUAGCACUAGCGGUGUACCCUUUGUGUCUUUUUUCGGCGAUACAGGUUACAGCGCUGUGUUAGCAGACAGCACAUCAGACUCCGCCCUCACCAGUGCCAGCCAAUCACUCAGCAGCCAACCGUCGUGUCUGACCUCCACAGCCAAUCAGACUAAGGACACUGGUCCUAGUCUGCUGGGCUCUAUCUGUUUGUCGUCCAGCUCCCCGUCACAGGCCUUCUACAGCGAGGCCAAGACGGUGAGCGGCGGCAGCCUGCUGAACGGACCCAUGUCCUACUCUCAGUCCUCCGACAGCAUCAAGCCCCAGGAGACUCUGAGCAGCCUGAAGUCCAUGGCCGAGCGAGCAGCACUCAGCUCAGGGAUGGAGGGAGACGUGCCCUCCCUGCACCUCACCCCAGUCUCUCUCCCUUGUCUGUCUUCAGACAUCUUCCCCAGCAGCACUACGACCCAGUCGGGCCCCCCAUCAGCGCCUCAGCUCCCGCUGUCAGAGGUCAGCAUCCCCCCGUCACUUGGGGUGUGCCCACUGGGGCCCGUCCCCCUCUCCAAAGACCAGCUCUACCAACAGGCCAUGGAGGAGGCGGCGUGGACGCACAUGCCCCACCCGUCCGACUCCGAGAGGAUCAGGCAGUACCUGAUGAGGAACCCGUGCCCCACCCUGCCUUUCCACCACCAGGUGCCCCCGCCCCACUCGGACACUGUAGAGUUCUACCAGAGGCUUUCCACAGAAACCCUCUUCUUCAUCUUUUACUACCUGGAGGGCACUAAGGCCCAGUAUCUGGCAGCCAAAGCCCUGAAGAAGCAGUCGUGGAGGUUCCACACAAAGUACAUGAUGUGGUUCCAGAGGCACGAAGAACCCAAGACCAUCACGGAUGAGUUUGAGCAGGGAACGUACAUUUACUUUGACUAUGAGAAAUGGGGCCAGCGCAAGAAGGAGGGCUUCACGUUCGAGUACCGUUACCUCGAAGACCGAGACCUCCAGUGACCCGCAGCGAAGAACACAGAAACACACACACACACCCACACAGGUGAACAGACGGACAGCUGAGGAAGUGCGAGAGGGACAGACGGAUGGAGAAGGCUGCUCCACCUGCUGACAUUCCUCGAUUUGUCCUCGACUCGUUGGGGAGAUGGACCCUGCCUCAUCAUCCUCCCCCCCAGCAGGGACCCUUUCCCACCCUGUCAUCCCUCCCCCUCCUCCACCUCCAACCCUCUAUCAUCAGGCCUUUUAGUCCCAUCUUUUCCUGAACCACAUCUCUUCAAACAACAAGGCUUUGUAUUAGCACAAAGAAAUCACAUCUUUAUAAUCCAACUAUCAUGUGCUUUCCCCCCUCCUCCAUGUUUUCUUUUUCUGUUGGCUUUAAAACGUUAGCUUAUAUUAGCCCCUUUAAGAACCAAAGAUGAUUGGUUGAUCACACAACGCUGGCACUAAAACAGGGAUCAGCAGCAGGGCAGGAUGCAAGGGAAAUGUGUUAUUGGAGUUUUGUAAAUUCAGCUAGGUUAGGGAGAAGUUGAUACGAACUGACUGGAGAUCAGCCAUGACAAGAGCUUAACGACCCGUAAUGUAUCCCGUGAAAACCGAUAUAGUUAGCUUUUGGUCUCGCAUGUUCUCCACUAUAGGUAAUAAACGGAGUGUUUGUUAUUUAGAGCGCUUUGCAUACCUAAUCAAACGUAAUUUUUGCCGUUAUAUCAUUUUUUCAGUGGGUCGAAAGACACUAGUGGUGCUGUUGUAGACGUUUUUAGAUGACUUUUGAAAUUCUGUAUUGUUUAAUAAUUAGAAAAGCACCAACCCAGAGACUCUCUGCUGCCCACGGUCAGAAAGGAGUCAUUAAAACCUUCUUUUUUUCUUCAAAUGUGUUAAUGGUGACUUUGUGCUAAUAAAUAGCUUUUGGAUUUAGGAUUUUGAAUAAACCAACGCUAACUACCGGGAAAUGUGAUUAAUUCAAUCAGUUUGUGCCCAAAAAUGCAUCACGUCCCGAAACGUUCACAUUUAAAAGCGUGUCCGCCAUUAUUAUUUGUUUGCAGUGAUACAAACGCUUUCCUCCCCCUAAAGAAAAGCCUGUGACAGCGGCUACAUUUUAAAGGUUUGGGUCGUUAAGUUCUUGUAAGUUGUCUCAAAAACAAAAAAAAGCUGACUAUAAUUCUAUCGAAAAACACUAUCAACCUUUUAAAAUGGUAGUUUAAUAACAUUCUCCUUGUUAAUCUUCAUCACCUCAACACUGCUGAGCGUCUCCAACUGUGCGGUGGCUCUAUCGCAGACGUAACACCAACACAUCGUCUGUUCCCCAGCGUAGAAAAUAAACCGGCUCCCGCCUGCCAACUGUGGUUAAACGUUGGUCGUAGGUGGCACCACAGGCCUGUCGCUGGAGCAGGAGAAGUAGCUGCUGCUUCAUUUUGGGAAUCCUCCAGCUGCGCCGGUAUUAAAAUCUCCUUCCCUGCUUCCUCCCAUCGAGCAGCGUGGUGAAGUGUGACAACACAGAGGUGAUGGUAGUAGCUUCUUCCAUCUGUCGGGCAGCUUAAUGUCACUUAUAGAAUGUCAGAAAUGUCUUUAAAGUUCAGCAUUUUUCCCACAGGCGUUCACAAAUGUCAGCAGUUCACCUCGCUUCUUUAAGUGGAAGCGUCAAUUCACCCAAUUUACAACAACAUUUAUUUUUUACACAUUUCCCCUCUAUUGGUGUCUGGUCAUGCUUAUGGAUUUUUGGUUUUAUUUUCCAAUGCUUUGAGUCAAUUUUGAGAUUUCUGUCUCAGUUCAAUAUGGAGAGCCAGCAAGUGAGCUUAGCCUAGCAAUGCUACGUCUGGAAAUGGGCAACUAGCUAGCUUGGCUGUAUCCAAAGGGAACCAAUGUAGCUUGACCAAUUAACACCUUAUAUAUAUAUUGUUUGUUUAAUUGGAUGUAAAAUAAGUGUUGGGUUUAACAGUGCUUCUGGACUAUUUCCUGAUUUGUUAAACAAACUUCCUGUUUUCACACAUUUCCCAUACAUCACUCCCGUAAAGCCACACAUUUUUUCAUUUUUAAAAAUCAACAAUUUUCCUAUUAUUUUCCAGUCUUUGUUGCUGGCUUCAUCUAACUAGACAAAAAAUACAUUUCCCCACACUUUAUUCCUUUGAUGUUGGUAAAACAAAUGACAUCUCCAGAAUCAAACUCCUUGGAUAACCCUCCUCAUAUUUCAAACCCGGACGAGUAAAAGCAUCUGCAUGACUAGAUACCACUAGAGAUUGAAGUGAGAACAUGAUGUCAGUGUGUUUUUGUCAAACCCAAAAGGCUCGGCAGGGAUCAUACUGAGAGUCGUGGGUGUCGGAUGCUACCAGCAGCUGGACAGACCAUUUGUUAGUCCCCCCCCCUUUCUCCCCCCUGGUCCUCCUCCUCUCUGUGCUGUAGAGCACAAACUGAGCAACACCAGCACAGCUGCCCACACCUCCUCUGUCCUCCAGCUCCAUGUUUACACACUGAAACGUUUCCACUGGGCACACAACACACACACUGCCCUGUCCUCACCACCAACAAGUCCUGAUUUCAGUUUCUUUCCUCAAUCCUAAACUUUUUUUUGAUUCACUUUAGUUUUGAUUCUCACACUUCCUAUUUUCCGAACUCCCUUCUCUUACAGCCGGCUCCCCCCUCCUCUUCCUCCUCUCAUGCCAGGUAGAUAUUUCCUUUAUUUCUCAGGAAGUAUUUGAUAGAUCAUUUUACGAGGAAAUGUAAUCCUGUCAGCAGCUCCCAUCGACACAGCACAACAACAACUACAUAAUCUUCCCCCCCCAAAAUUUAAAUUUUUGAAAAUCUCCCUCUUUUGACCUGCCAGUAAUAUAUCACCCAAAGGCUUUUUAAAAAAAACAAACAAAAAAAAUGCAAAUAUUACUCUCCAAUGUUUGGAGCAGCACCUGGGAGAGAGGCCAUAUUUAUAUUUUGUCGGAUUAAUCGUAGUAUAUUGUUUUUUCAGACAUGGGGAAAGCAUUUUUAAAGCCAGAGGAGAACAAGGACCCUUGAUCUGUGUUUUUUUUUUUUUUUGGAGAUCGGAAACUUCUCAAGUGUGGGGGUUUUAUAGCCAGACAGACAACUCGACACUUAUUCACUCGACUGACUGCUUUUAACCUUUUUUUGGUUUAUUUCUUUAUUUUUUUUGACAAGCGGAAUGGAUGAGAGGUCAAUCCGAGAGGCGAAAUGUGAAUCUCUCUCUCCCCCCCUUGACAAAAGUGUUGUAUAGACUCAUUUUUCAAACCUCUCCUUUGUUUGUUUUUUUGUUGUCGUUGUUGUUGUUGUUAUUGUUGUCGUCAGACAGCAUGGAAUAAUGACUCUUGCAAAGUGGCGCUGAAAAAGUAAAUAAUGACAUAACCAUGAAUAAAGGAUUGUAAAAUAUUAAUAAAAGAAGUACUUUUCAGAAAACUGAA